UCUUCGCUUGCCAUUCAUUUUAAGCGCAGCAGCUUUGACCGAGCAUCACACAAUUAGAGAUAAGAGCUGUCAGAAGCAGCCGCUCAGACUGAGCUAAAUCAAAGCAUCCUCCAGGCUUCAGGUCAGGCGGAACUUAUAUUUUACGCGCGGAAGAACUUGGACCUGUCAACUUACUUUAAUUAAUUUAUAACUACCUGCAGCCGAAGAUGGAGCGCCAAAUCCCCGAUUUCUCUGGCACCUGGGAAAUGAAAAGCUCGGAAAACUUUGAAGAGCUUCUGAAAACACUGGGGGUGAAUGUGAUGCUGCGUAAGAUUGCAGUAAAAGCCGCCUCAAAGCCGCUGGUGGAGAUCACGCAGAACGGAGAGACGCUGUCCAUCAAAACGUCCACCACAGUCCGCACCACUCACAUCAACUUCACUGUGGGCCAGGAGUUCAACGAGGCAACCGUGGACGGCCGCCCCUGCACGAGUUUUCCACGUUGGGAAACAGACAGCAAAAUCAGCUGUGAGCAGACUCUGCAGAAAGGAGAAGGUCCCAAGACAUCCUGGACUCGAGAGAUCACCAGUGACGGCAAGCUGAUCCUGACCAUGAGGGCGGAUGAUGUGAUUUGCACCAGAGUCUACGAACGACAAUGAACAACAGCACUUCUCACUUUUUUGCCCUUCCAGUUCCUCUCUCCCCCUUUCUGUGUGCUGGGAGACACCAAUCUGAAGAUUUAUUCCAGUUAACCUGUUAGCGCCACCAUACAAUAUUAAUGUGGUAAUUGUACUUAGCAUGUCACAUUUAAAAUCUGAGCUUCUGUCUUCAUUUUCCUUGCGCGUUUUCUGACCUGACCAGCUCCAUUUUGGGUGGCACAUUGAGUUGCUAAAUUGCAGCUCAUGCAUUGGUUGUCUGUGCAUGUGUGUGUGACUGAGGGUUGUGUGGCAACAACAGGCGAGAUGUGAGACUAUAUUUGUAGAUGUGCAAACCAAUCCAUGAGCUCUUCCUUUAUCAGGUCAUUUUGACGUCUGUCCUCUCCUCUUUCUGUAGCCUCUCUCUCCUUUGCCCCGUCUAAUUUGUUUUUUGUAUUUAUUACUACACAA
Molecule: messenger RNA, 1082 nt
Organism: Xiphophorus maculatus (southern platyfish)
Lineage: Eukaryota; Metazoa; Chordata; Actinopteri; Cyprinodontiformes; Poeciliidae
Gene: crabp2a
Product: cellular retinoic acid-binding protein 2-like
Exons: 4
Coding region: 207-635 (142 amino acids)
Biological process (GO): fatty acid transport
Cellular component (GO): nucleus; cytosol
Molecular function (GO): fatty acid binding
Source: RefSeq, a predicted model, not a curated record